AUGGCGUUUCCAAACACCCCCGUUCUCGACACAUUUAUCUCCUCGCUAUCCGAGAUAGUUCGCGACCGGGAUGGCGCUAAGCUCCAAGAUUUCCUGCAGAUCGAACCGCCGCUGCCCGACGUGUACACGCAGAUGGUGGAUGAAUUGCGACGAAAAUACCCCAAUGAAUCGCCAAAAGAGGCAGAAUUGCUACGGCGAUGCGAAGGGCUUGUUCCCAAGUCCAAAGGGGGUAGCACCUGGACGGCUUUCCCGACAUUCAUGAAGCUCUACUUCUGCUUCUUGCGCGACGCCAAUGUCGAGAAUCUGCUGGAGACUUACGACAUGUUGAAAGUGCUGCUCAACCAAUGUGUGAUGGCACUCGGUGACAGCCAAUUCGGUAUUGUUGUCUUGCCCACGGUUUUGUACCUGUCUAAGGUACUGGCGAAACUAGCGAUGGGUUUAGAUCGUCGGCCCGAACUUAUUGCUCACCUGCUAAGGCUCGAGGGUGGCCCCGAUCAGGACGAGAGCACGGAAAAGGUCACAUUAGUUGAGAAGUCUGCGAACGUGGUUCGAGAAGCGUUCAUUAAAUGUCUCACGGACCGCAGCGGUACACCUGGAGUCCACGGGAAGCCAGAAGGCAAGAGAGUUGGCAUCUAUCUAAUGGCUAACCUGUGCCUCAAGCUGCUUUUCCAGUGUGGUAAACUACGCAACGCCGAGCAGAUGUUUGCGAGUAUCACUGCUCAAUCUCCACCUCUAAAACAUUUUCCCGCCUCCCAGAGAGUUACAUACCUCUAUUACCUUGGACGCUAUUUGUUCUCCAACAACUUAUUCUUCCCGGCUCAAAUUGCACUGCAAUCGGCCUACGACCAAUGCCAUCACCAGGCGAUCAACCAGAAACGGCUUAUUCUCACGUAUCUCAUCUCUUGCAACAUAAUAAUGGGCCGGUUUCCGUCCCUACAACUACUGCAGAAGCCGGAGGCAGAGGGGCUGGCUGAUAAAUUCAUCCCGCUUUGCCAACUCAUCGCACGUGGAGACUACAUUGCUUUCCGAGAUCAUCUCACGGUAAACUCUCCAGCAACGGAAUGGUUUGCCAGGAAAGGCAUCCUUCUGCCGCUGCGAAACCGGUGCGAGAUACUCGUAUGGCGCUCUCUAGCUCGAAAGGUCUUCAUUCAUGGAGGUUUCCAUGGAGACCCCCAGGGUCAGGCACAAAGAGGACCGCCUCCAUUCCUAUACCUCACAAAACUCGAAGCUGCCGUACGGUGGCUACAAUCCCAACAUCCGUCAUCACAUCCCUUACCCACCACAACCCCAUUUGCAAGUAGUAUACCCCCACACACAAACAAAAGCCAGUACGGAUCACAGAUCGUGUCAAUAGCGCCUGAUCCAGACUUCGUCUCCCUGGACGCCCCCGUUACGAACGGAUCCGGUCCAGAUCCAUCCUUGCUCUCAAAAUACGCCGACUACCUUUGCCCAGACGGCUUCUUCGACGCAACAGGUCAAUGGCAGACUAACCCAACCAAGACCCUAAUCGACGGCACUCCCGACUCAGACUACAGCCAGUACGAGCUAAACCCGUACGCGGAAACAGCCGACCAAGAACCCGAUAAACCGUCGCCUCUAAUGCGCGAAAUCGAAUCUAUCCUCGCCUCCCUCUUAACGCAGGGUCUGAUGCGCGGGUAUCUCACCCAUCGGAACCCGCGGUUCGCUAUUCCGGGUGCGCGACUACGUGGGGCUCUGCCGACGGGAUUCCCGAAUGUCUGGCAGACGAUCUAUGCUCGGGAGUCGGAGGAUAUGGGUGUACCGGGCUGGGUUCAGCCGCCGCCAACUAUGAUGGGUGGCACUCCCGCAGCAUUAGGUGGAGGAGGGAGGGUGGUGAAUCUCUCAGGCGCACGGCCUGUUGGUGUACAGUAA
Messenger RNA from Aspergillus mulundensis, 1890 nucleotides. RefSeq lists its product as uncharacterized. Gene Ontology annotation, cellular component: transcription export complex 2. NCBI's taxonomy places the organism in Eukaryota, Fungi, Ascomycota, Eurotiomycetes, Eurotiales, Aspergillaceae. The transcript is spliced from 3 exons. The record is from RefSeq and is a predicted model, not a curated record. Bases 1 to 1890 code for a protein of 629 amino acids. Gene Ontology annotation, molecular function: RNA binding; double-stranded DNA binding. Gene Ontology annotation, biological process: post-transcriptional tethering of RNA polymerase II gene DNA at nuclear periphery; poly(A)+ mRNA export from nucleus; transcription elongation by RNA polymerase II.